Messenger RNA from Quercus robur (English oak), 1905 nucleotides. Its product is annotated as sphingosine-1-phosphate lyase. Lineage: Eukaryota; Viridiplantae; Streptophyta; Magnoliopsida; Fagales; Fagaceae. The transcript is spliced from 15 exons. Gene Ontology annotation, cellular component: endoplasmic reticulum. Gene Ontology annotation, molecular function: pyridoxal phosphate binding; sphinganine-1-phosphate aldolase activity. The coding region runs from base 105 to 1730 and encodes 541 amino acids. Gene Ontology annotation, biological process: sphingolipid catabolic process; carboxylic acid metabolic process. The record is from RefSeq and is a predicted model, not a curated record.
CAAACAAAUAAAGUAAAACCUCAAUUAUCAAUAAUAUACAUACUCAUCAUCAUCUCUCUCAACUCUCAAUACACAAAUAAACAAAGAGUAUUCAUACAUUGGCUAUGGAUUCUUCUUCUUUGAAAUCAUUUCUGAUUAGUUUCAGAGCUUCCGCGAACUCAUUCUUAUCCCAAUACGAGCCUCUGGCUCUGCUCCUCGCUCCUCUCCUCGCCUUCUUCGUCGCUUGCACGCUUCAUUCGUUUCUCACUCUUCUUCACCAACGAGGCCUCAAGGCCACCUUAGUAGGCUUCUUCAUGACCCUCAUCAAGUUGGUUCCUGGUGUCAAGAAUUACAUCGAUGCCGAGAAACAGAAGGUUGUGGAUAAGUUACAGUCUGGUGGUAAAUCGAAGCGAGCGGCUUGGAGGACGGAGUUGCCAAGGGCAGGGUUAGGAGUUGGAGUCAUAGAGAAAAUGAAAGAUGAGAAAAGAAAUGACGUGGCUUGGCAAGGAAAAUGUUCUGGUACAGUGUACAUUGGAGGAAAUGAAUCUGAAGGGCAUUUUUCUGUAAUUAAUGAGGCAUGUUCAAUGUUUGCACAUACCAAUCCAUUGCAUUUGGAUGUAUUCCAGAGUGUAGUACGAUUUGAAGCAGAAGUGGUUGCAAUGACGGCUGCACUACUUGGCAGUCAAGAGAAGGGUUCAGGAGGACAAAUAUGUGGAAACAUGACAUCAGGUGGAACAGAAAGCAUACUAUUAGCUGUGAAAUCAUCACGGGACUACAUGAAAACUAAGAAGGGAAUUACAAAACCUGAAAUGAUAAUUCCUGAAUCUGCACACUCAGCAUAUGACAAGGCUGCACAAUAUUUUAACAUCAAGCUGUGGCGUGUCCCUGUGAAUAAAGAAUUUCAAGCAGAUGUCAAAGCUAUUAGGCGACGUAUUAACAGAAACACCAUUUUUAUUGUUGGAUCUGCGCCUGGGUUUCCUCAUGGUAUCAUUGACCCUAUUGAGGAUCUUGGUGAAUUAGCUACUAGCUUCGGAAUUUGUCUCCAUGUUGACCUUUGUCUUGGUGGCUUUGUACUACCUUUUGCUCGUAAACUUGGGUACCCAAUCCCACCUUUUGAUUUUACUAUUAAAGGAGUGACCUCAAUAUCAGUGGAUGUGCAUAAAUAUGGGUUGGCUCCCAAAGGAACAAGUGUAGUGCUGUAUAAAAAUCAUGAUAUCAGAAAGCACCAAUUUGUUGCUGUUACUGAGUGGUCAGGAGGGUUGUACGUAUCUCCCACGAUUGCUGGGAGCAGGCCUGGUGGUUUGAUUGCUGGGGCCUGGGCAGCAAUGAUGUCUUUGGGGGAAGAAGGGUACUUGGAGAACACGAAAAAGAUCAUGGAAGUAUCAAAGAGGCUACAAAAGGGGAUAGAGGAAAUUCCUGAGUUGUUUAUUAUUGGAAGGCCAGACAUGACGAUUGUGGCAUUUGGAUCUAAUGUUGUGGAUAUAUUUGAAGUUAAUGAUACAAUGUCAUCCAAAGGCUGGCAUUUGAAUGCACUGCAAAGACCCAACAGCAUUCACAUGUGUCUGACUCUUCAACAUGUACCAAUUGUUGAGGAAUUCCUAAGGGAUUUGACGGAAUCUGUGAAGACUGUAAAAGAAAAUCCGGGUCCAAUAAGCGGAGGGCUAGCUCCCGUAUAUGGUGCUGCAGGGAAAAUGCCAGAUAGAGGCAUGAUCCAGGAAUUGUUGGUUAAUUAUAUGGAUGGUACAUGCUAGUAGCCUUCCCUGGGAUUGGUUCUGUUUGUUUCUCUAAGUUUUGAUUUGUACAAGAAUUAUUUGGCUAAAUUGUAAAACAAAAGAUAAUGAUAAUAAUAGUUUAAACUUUCUCCAAUUUAUCCAAAAAAUAACAAUAAUUGUAUAAACUUUCUCCAUUUGAUAUCUUUCACUUUUA